AUGCUGCUUAAUCCAAGAGAUAUCACUGCCCCUAAAGACGGAUACAAGGUCCCGGCUGGUGAAGCAUAUUCUAUUCAAUGGGAGCUCGGUUCGCAUCAUGACGACAAAGUUACCAUCAAGCUCUUUGCCGGCAUUGGGAAAGAUCAGACUAAUUUCAAUGAACUCAAGACAAUCGGCAAGGGUAUCGAUAAUAGUAAAGGAAGCUAUAGUUGGACCCCCAACACGGCAGACGACACAAGCCUCACGUACAUGUUGACAAUCACGUCGGACAGUGAUGACUCUGUCUACCAGUUGUCGGACAACUUUCAGAUCAUUACAGAGCCAGAUGACGUUUCUGCCACGACGACGGAAGGCACGCAGACAAGUCAGACCUCGUCGCAGACUUCCGUCACCACUGUUGUGACUACGGCGUCCACCACCAGCUCUAUGCAAGGAAUCUCCAGCGCGAGCGGGGACAGUACCAUCACCUCAUCGCCAACCACGACGAGCUUGUCCGGCGGCUCCUCUGCCACGUCCAGCUCCAGUAGCCCGAGCAGUACAAGUGCUGUAGGGCGCAACGUAGCCGACAUAUUCGCGAUGAUCCUGGGGCUAGCUCUUGUAAUGUAUGCUCAGUAG
Molecule: messenger RNA, 615 nt
Organism: Pestalotiopsis fici W106-1
Lineage: Eukaryota; Fungi; Ascomycota; Sordariomycetes; Amphisphaeriales; Sporocadaceae
Exons: 3
Coding region: 1-615 (204 amino acids)
Source: RefSeq, a predicted model, not a curated record